This is a messenger RNA of Seriola aureovittata, 4507 nucleotides long. RefSeq names its product proline-rich transmembrane protein 1 (gene prrt1). The record is from RefSeq and is a predicted model, not a curated record. Gene Ontology annotation, cellular component: membrane. The transcript has 4 exons. The coding region runs from base 530 to 1255 and encodes 241 amino acids. Lineage: Eukaryota; Metazoa; Chordata; Actinopteri; Carangiformes; Carangidae.
CUCUCUGUUGGUUCAGUAAUGGGACGUUCCGGCUCAGUGCCUGUGCGGGUUCCCCCCCCCCAGUCCGGGCUGUCGCUUUAAGACAACGAUGGCUUUGUGUCUGAUUAAUUCAAUGUACGGCGACGCGUUAGUGGAGAAACCUUAUUAGACAACCAGCCACACACGCACACACACACACACACACACACACACACACACACAUACACAUACACAGUCGAGUGAGAGAGAGGAGAGAUACUGAGCAGACCAGUGCGCUGGAGAAGAGCUGGAUUUUACUUUAAAACACCUGAAGUCUUUUUUUUUUUAUGAUUAAACCGUGGGUUCCAUUUUUUUUUUCUUUUUUUUUUUUUCUUUUAAAGAUGAAGGCAUCUUGAGGAUGGGCUGCACACAUACACGUUUGGAAUAAAAGUCUGCAUCACCGCGCACGAAAGGAGGGAUUGUUCACCUGCAGCUGGAGUAAAAACACAAAAAACAAAAAAACAAAAAAAACAUCCGAUCCGAGGAGGAGGACAGAAGAUCGGAAGAAGGGAUGUCGUCGGAAAAACACGGUCUCGAUGACUCUGGCCGUCAGACCAUGCAGCCUCCCCCGUACCUCGCUGGCCCGCAAGACCCCAACAUACCCCAACACCCCAACAUGGCUCCUGCGCCGGGCACCCAGCCCAGCUACCCUCCCCCGCCUCCUCCACCGGGCUCAGAGGGUUACCUCCAAGAAACCCAGUUCCACUGCGGCCCGUUGGGACCUCCUGGGGCCCCGCAGGGAUACACCGUCCAGACCCAGGGUCCCGGAGGCACCAUGCCUCACCCCCCUGUAGGAUACCUCCACCCGGGCUACCCGCUUCAGCUGCAGCCUUGCACGGCUUACGUACCCGUGUACCCCAUGGCAUCGGGUCAGCCCUACAUGCCGGCUGGAGGAGCCCACCCAGGAAUCCCCCCGGGCCAGAUUCAUCCCAUGCAAAUGCCACCCAGCAUCACCCUAAUGGACCGUCGGCCACCACACGACUACCUGCCCAUUGCCGUGCUCACCACCGUCUGCUGCUUCUGGCCGACAGGCAUCAUUGCGAUCAUCAAAGCAGUGCAGGUGCGUACGGCGAUAGCCAGAGGGGACAUGGUGACGGCGGAAAUAGCCUCCCGCGAGGCGCGCAACUUCUCCUUCAUCAGCCUGGCUGUUGGCAUCGCCUCCAUUGUGCUGUGCACCAUCCUCACCGUGGUGGUCAUCAUCGCCUCGCAGCACCACGACGACGACUGGGAGCCGUAACUCCACGCAGAUGGGAAAUCAUGGCAUAUUUUAGCUAGCUAACUACUCUUAUAAUUGUUUGGAGGGAAGCUCUGAAAGUGCACUCAAACUGCUACUGCUUGCUGGCACUCUGUGUACAGCUACACACUCACACACACACACACACACACACACAUACAACCUAACCUGCUGCCAUCAAACACACACCGACGACCAAAAACAACCAAUCACAGCUAACAUUCAAAUGCCAAAUACAAGCAGCUGUCAAAUGAGACCCAGUAUUGCUGUUAGCACAGCGACCGCUUAAUAUUUACACACAGAUACGAGCUGCAGGAGGGAAACAAAGCUCCUCGCAUUAACAAUUCAUUUGACGCUGAUUAAUUCAUACGGCCUUCACUGAUGUAGUUAGAUGAGAGGAUAGGUCACUGUGUGUUUCCGUUUUCAAUGCUCCAACAUACAAAAUGAGCCCUCGCAGUACCUGCAGUUGAAGACAUCACAUUCAAAGAGUUUCCUUUAGGAUAGUUCAAUGCACAUUUUUAGUCUUACAGGUACAAGCAUACAUGUGUUCUCUUCUUUAAAAACUUAAAAAAAAAAAAAAAAAAAGUGCCAUGUUGAACCAGUGUUGAUUUACAGAGUAGUAUUAUUGCUGAUACACAGUGUUAGAGGGGGUGAUCAAUACACAUUUAACACACCAAAUGGAGACUGGACUUACAAAGUGACUUGCUAACCAAACAGAGUAUUUAUUUGAGCCUGGUUGUUUGCGUGUUACAUGGACAUUUUAGCUGGACGAUGUGAUACAUAACUUAUGAAUUAUAUGUUUGUUAAUUUAUUUAAAAUCUGUUAUUUAUUAAUUUAUUCAAUAUCUACCCAUGCAUUGACUUUGUCUGCUUUAAUUUAUAGUAUAUCACUGGUUUAUUUGCAGCUAUCUGACACUUUGAAUUGGCUUAAAUUUGAUAUCUCAUGAUGAUGAUAAUGAUAUUGCACUUUGUAGUAACCAGAUGAGGUGACGCAGCUGCUUAGAUUCAUAGCUCUUAUAGUGCAUGGUUAAUAUAAAUUUAGGCUAAUGGGCUUUUAGUGCAAAAAAAAAAAAAAAAGCUUGUCUCCCAGUUGUUGGGGGGAGUAUUUCCUAAAAUUUCUAUUAGUGUGUGGUACAGUAUUUUUCAAAAUGUUGAACUGUCAAAACAAGAAAAGGAGACAAUUUAGAUGAUAAGUACUUGAAUCUUGGGUUGUAUUUUAGUGUAUUGGCCUAUUUUGUGUUGCGCAUCUCUUAGCUAUUUAAUCUCAGACACUGUAUAUGAAACUUUAGUGCAACAUUAGACUUAUGAGGCAACAUAACCCUGCAUGUCAUUCUCAGUUUGUUUCCAUUUUGUCUUAAAUAUUGAGGCUAGAUGUGCAGCUGUGAGCUCCUGUAACGUUGUUUCACUGUUGUUCUGCAGCGAGUUGGGUCCCACCACCCCACCCCCGCUAUGAGUACAGUUUCUAUAAUGUAGCGUAGCUCUGAGCAGCAGGUGUGCAGAUGUUUGUAAGAGCCAACAUGGCUGUAAUGUUGCAGUAUGAACCAUUUUGUGAGUUUUCAGGAGUUACAGGAAAUGAAUGUCUCCAUUAGGAGAGAGAGAAACUACUAAUGCCUAUAUUGUAUUGUAGCACUUUCUGCUCUAUGAAAUCUUUCCUCUGGUUCCCUCUCUCUCUCUUUCUGUCUUUCUCCUGUCCACAAGAGUUAUUGGACCUAUCAACAUAUCUCUUCUUCUCCCCCCUUUCCUCUGUUGGUCCCUAUGAUAAUGCUAUUUUUAAAAGAAUUACAUAGAUAUAUUAAAAAUUAUGUUUGUUGACAAUGAACACAAAUAGAGACAGUAUAAAUACAGUUUAUGCCGUACUUUAUUUCUUUAACAAAUAUCUACUAGUAUUAUUAUUAUUACAUCGUAAAUUAUUGAUGUAUAAUAUUGAGUACGUUGAACACAUCUGGGUUUGUAUUUAUCAAACUUCUAAGAAUUAUACGUACAAAUACUCUUUUUUCUCUUUUUAUUUCAUUUUAUUUGAGUGAAGUCUCCAGUAGCAAUUACCACGUGAAGUAAUGACAAUCUAAAUAUUUAUACUAAAUGAAUAGUGAUGAAAUAAACUGGAGACAGGAGGAAGCAACUGCAAAAGGACUAAGACCACCCCAUUCCAAAUUAUUUUCUAUUGCCAGACAUCUAGGAUGUGUUAACAUCUGUAGAGGUUUAGAAUAAGUACACGUUAGUUAAGAACCACCUAUUUAGAAGUGAAACUCAGUUUGCUAAAUAGAUUUUAUUAUUGAAGCAGUAGUUUGACAUUUUGAGAAAUACACGUAUGUACUUUCUUGCAGAGAGUUAGAUGAGAAGAUUGACACCGUUUAACAUGAAGCUACAGCUAGCAGCAAGUCAGUUUAUCUUAGCACAAUGACUGGAAACAGCUAGCAUGGCCCUGCUCAAAGGCUAGCCCAUCAGAACCUCUUAAUAGUUGUGUUUACAUAUCUGUCUUUGUGCGGAUGUGAAAUAUAGAUACUGUAUAUACUGUAUAUGUAUAAAUGAAAUGGUGAGCCUUCGAGAUGCUAGUAGGCAGUUUUGGACAGAAGCAGUGCAGCUGUUUCACUUGUGGCUAAGCUAAUAUAGCUAAGAAGCUAAUAGCUUCAUAUUUACUGUAGAGACAUGAGCGUGGUAUCACUAUGUUUAUCUAACUCUGGGCAAGAAAGCAAAUUAGCAUAUUUCUAUUUAUUUUCUUGAGCAGGAGUAAAAGCACAUUAAGCCCAAAAAUGUCACAUUUAGCAGUUUGAUAAAUACAGGCCCUGUCCUUAUACGAUUGACUUGUUGAUAUUUGAGUGUUUGACAAGUAAAUGAGGCACAGUGCUGUUUAGUAUUAUUAGUGUACAGAAGGCUCUGGCAGUGAGUGCACAUCUAUUGAAUAGAGUCACUCCCAGCAUAUAUAGUUUAUUUGGCGCUAGGCUGCAUCUCCCUGUGUGCUUUCUGAUAGGACUCCUCUGUGCUCAGCAACCAGAACUGCAGCUGUUUAAUACACAGCUGGGAGGUGUGCUCCUCAUUUUCUUUUUCUUUUUUUUUUUGUGUUGUUUUGUUUUUUGAGCUUGUACAGUAAUUGCGACGGGUUGCUUGUUCAAAGAGCCAAAACUUACCUGUGUACAUGUGGUUCUCUUGAGGUUUAUUAUUCUAAUUAUGUUCAUGGCUGUGUUGCACAUGCAUUGGUUGUUUCUGACUUCAGUUGUUUGAGUAAUGAAUAAAGAAUCAUUUUGGGUUGUGAACGACA